GGGACUGCCGAAGUUGGCCCCCAUCAGCACCCCCUGACGUACCCAGUUCUAUUGUUUGUACUCCAAACCAACCAAUCAACUGAAACGUUAAACCGAGAGAACGCUACGUUACAAGGGAUUUCGUAACAGCGAAACCUUUGAUUUUCUUUAUAUGAAGCUGACUUGCACUAGCCUAAGCUGCUGGACAAACAAUUACAAAGAGAAGAGAUCAGAAGCAAGCAGAAGCCAUGCGAGGAGCAGGAGACGAUCAGCAGAUAGAGCCGCUGCUAGAGAAGCUCUCGGAGUCGUCUUACAAUUCAUCGGAGGAGCACCUGGUGGAGAGAACUGGCACGGUAUGGACGGCGAUGGCGCACAUCAUCACGGCGGUGAUAGGCUCCGGCGUGCUGUCGCUGGCGUGGAGCGUGGCGCAGCUGGGCUGGGUCGGGGGCCCGGCGGCCAUGGUGUUCUUCGCCGGGGUGACCGUCGUCCAGUCCUCCCUGCUCGCCGACUGCUACAUUUCCCGCGACCCGGACCGCGGCAGCGUCAUCAGGAACAAGUCCUACGUGGACGCCGUGAAGCUCCACCUAGUUUAAUUGUAGGCGAGAAGAGCCAGAUGUUCUGCGGGUUUUUCAUUGGCGUCAGCUUGCUUGGGAGCGGCGUGGUGUAUACUCUCACCUCAGCCAAUAGCAUGAGGGCGAUUCAAAAAGCCAACUGCUACCACAGGAAAGGCCACGGUGCGCCGUGCUCAGCCACCGCCGGUGGGGACGGCUACUACAUGCUCCUCUUCGGCCUCGCGCAGGCGGUCCUGUCCCAAAUACCGGACUUCCACAACAUGGCGUGGCUCUCCGUCUUUGCCGCCGUCAUGUCCUUCUCCUACUCCUCCAUCGGCUUCGGCCUCGGCGCCGCCAAAGUCAUCGAAAAUGGAGUGAUCAAGGGGGGAAUCGGAGGCAUUACCCUGGUAUCCCCGGUGCAGAAGGUGUGGCGCGUCGCGCAGGCACUCGGGGACAUCGCCUUCGCCUACCCUUACUCCCUGGUGCUGCUAGAGAUAGAGGACACGCUGAGGUCGCCGCCGGCGGAGAGCGAGACGAUGAAGGCGGCGUCGAGGGCCAGCAUCGCGGUCACCACCUUCUUCUACCUCGGCUGCGGCUGCUUCGGCUACGCGGCGUUCGGCGACGGAACACCCGGGAACCUCCUCACCGGCUUCGGCUUCUACGAGCCCUUCUGGCUCGUCGACCUCGCCAACCUCUGCGUCGUGCUCCACCUCCUCGGCGGCUACCAGAUGUACGCGCAGCCGGCGUUCGCGCUGGCGGAGCGGCGGUUGGGCGCCGUGGACGACGUGGAGGUGGAGCUUCCUCUGCUUGGACGGCGGCGGCGCGUGAACGUGUUCAGGCUGGGGAUCCGCAUGGCGUACGUGGUGGUGGCGACGGCGAUGGCGAUUUUGUUCCCGUACUUCAACCAGGUGGUGGGGCUGAUCGGCGCCUUCACCUACUGGCCGCUGGCCAUCUACUUCCCCGUGCAGAUGUACCUCGCGCAGGCCAAGGUGGCGCCGUGGACGGGGCCGUGGGUCGCCAUCCAGGCCUUCAGCGCCGGCUGCCUGCUUAUUUGUGCAUUCGCCUCCGUUGGCUCCGCCGUGGGGGUGUUUGGGGCGGAGAGAAGCUAGCUAGGCAGGCGAUCUCUGCCCAAACUGUUUAUAAGCAGAAAGCGUUUUUGUGGCUUAUAAGUCAAAAAAUCAUAAAUCAGUUUUAAGCCCAACCAAACAGGCACGACUAGGGACGUGUUGAUUUGUGGGUAUACGGAGCAAAGUGCAAGAUUCUUUACAUAGCUAGGGGCCUAGGACUAGGAACUUGUUGAUUUGUAUCAGGUUCUGUUCUGCAUGAGAGAAAGAUGUACUCCGUACUUCGUAUGUGUAAUUAUUA
Brachypodium distachyon (stiff brome) is the source of this 1895-nucleotide messenger RNA. RefSeq names its product probable amino acid permease 7. The record is from RefSeq and is a predicted model, not a curated record. The transcript is spliced from 6 exons. Lineage: Eukaryota; Viridiplantae; Streptophyta; Magnoliopsida; Poales; Poaceae. Gene Ontology annotation, cellular component: plasma membrane. Bases 152 to 1639 code for a protein of 495 amino acids.